Synchiropus splendidus (mandarinfish) is the source of this 8377-nucleotide messenger RNA. RefSeq names its product myosin-7B-like. Lineage: Eukaryota; Metazoa; Chordata; Actinopteri; Syngnathiformes; Callionymidae. The coding region runs from base 543 to 6344 and encodes 1933 amino acids. The record is from RefSeq and is a predicted model, not a curated record. The transcript has 48 exons. Gene Ontology annotation, molecular function: ATP binding; actin filament binding; cytoskeletal motor activity. Gene Ontology annotation, cellular component: myosin complex.
AGUUGGGAGAGCAGCAACUGGGGGCGCGCGCGCCGCCGAGGACCGAAAUUCAUUACGUAAUAAUGGAUGCACUGAUUCGAAGUCGAUUAAUGAGAUUUAAGGAACGUAUUUCGCGUCAGUCGUCCUCAUAUGAGGGGGAAUGGUGCUCAUUGCUGGCUCACCAAUGUCCAUAAAGAUAAGAGAAAUGUGGACAGAACAAUGGACAGAGUUUCCAUAAAUAACUCCUGGAUCAGAAGGUGAGAGGGACAGAGAAAAACAGGAUUGGUUCGGGAACACAUGUGGGCUUUAGUACCGUCCGUCUGCCUGCAACCUUUUGGUAUUCCACCCUGUCCACAGCAGGCCUUUUAAGUCCACAAGCCUGUCUAUUAUAACCAGUUAGCUGUGGAGGAGAAGGUCAUGUGACGCUGCAUCCUUCACGUGAAGGUUAUAAAGUAAAGUGAUGCUGUGAAGCAAAUGUAUUGGGUCCGUCCUCUCAUCCGAACUAGCAAAUCUGACGCACAUCUGUUGGAGACCCAGUGACCAGAACAGACAAGCGUGUCACAAUGUCUCGGUUCUUAGACAUCAAGGAGCUGGGAGAAGCCGCUCGCUUUCUCCGCCUCACCAACCUGGAGCAGUUAGCAGCCUUGGCCAAUGCUUUCGAUGGCACGAAGCGUGUGUGGAUGCCUGAUAAUGUUGAAGCUUAUGUUGAGGUGGAAGUUCGAGAACGGAAUGGAGACAAGACCACCGUGGAGACCAAAGACGGGAGGUUUGUCAUAGUGAAAGAAAAUGAUCUGCAGCCGAUGAACCCAGCCAGGUUUGACAUGAUGGAGGAUCUCUCGACUUUGACCCACCUGAACGAAGCCUCGGUUCUCUUCAACCUGAAACGGAGAUAUAGCAUGUGGAUGAUUUACACUUAUUCUGGUCUGUUCUGCGUGACAAUCAAUCCUUACAAGUGGCUGCCAGUGUAUUCAACUCAAGUUAUCACGGCGUAUAAGGGGAGGCGUCGCAGAGAAACUCCGCCUCACAUCUACUCAGUGGCUGACAAUGCCUUCACCGACUUGCUGCAAAAUCGUGAGAACCAGUCAAUGCUGAUUACUGGUGAGUCUGGUGCGGGGAAAACAGUAAACACCAAAAGGGUGAUUCAGUACUUUGCUAUCACUGCUGCUCUUGGAGAAAAUUUGAAAAAAGGAGCAAAUUUGGAAGACCAGAUCAUUGAAGCUAAUCCUGCCAUGGAAGCGUUUGGAAAUGCCAAAACUAUUCGCAAUGACAACUCCUCUCGUUUUGGGAAAUUUAUCCGAAUUCAUUUUGGACCGACUGGGAAACUGGCGUCUGCUGACAUUGACAUUUAUCUGCUUGAGAAGUCCAGGGUUGUAUUCCAGCAGCCCGGUGAGAGAAGCUAUCAUAUCUAUUACCAGAUUCUUUCCAAUCAAAAGCCAGAACUUCAAGACAUGCUGCUGGUGACCAAAAAUCCCUACGACUACCACUUCUGCUCCCAGGGUGAUACUAAAGUGGAGGGCAUCAAUGAUGGAGAAGAGUUAAUGCUCACUGAUCACGCCAUGGACACUCUCGGCUUCACUGCAGAAGAGAAGUACGGCUGCUACAAGAUUGUUGGCGCCAUCAUGCACUUUGGUAACAUGAAAUUCAAGUCAAAACAGAGAGAGGAGCAGGCUGAAGCUGACGGCACUGAGAGUGUGGAUAAAGCAGCGUACCUCAUGGGCAUCAGCUCUGCUGACUUAAUAAAAGGCCUGCUGAAUCCCCGAGUCAAAGUUGGAAAUGAGUUCAUCGUAAAGGGACAGAAUGUGGAACAGGUGUACUUUGCUGCUGCGGCACUUGCAAAAGCAACAUACGACCGAAUGUUCAAGUGGCUGGUCGGCCGCAUCAACUUGUCCUUAUCAACCUCUUUGACUCGCCAGUUCUUCAUCGGCGUCCUCGACAUCGCUGGAUUUGAGAUUUUUGAGUUCAACAACUUUGAGCAGCUGUGCAUAAACUUCACCAACGAGAAGCUGCAGCAGUAUUUCAACCACCACAUGUUCAUCCGGGAACAGGAGGAGUAUACGCUGGAGGGGAUCGAGUGGACUUUCAUUGAUUUUGGCUUGGAUUUGCAGGCCUGCAUUGACCUUAUUGAGAAGCCCUUAGGUAUCCUGUCCAUCAUGGAGGAGGAGUGCAUGUUCCCCAAGGCCACGGAUCUCAGCUUUAAAACCAAACUGUAUGACAACCACCUUGGAAAAUCACCAAACUUCCAGCGUCCUCGCUUGGACAAGAAACGCAAAUAUGAGACUCACUUUGAGGUCGUUCACUACGCCGGUGUGGUGCCUUACAACAUCACUGGCUGGCUGGACAAAAAUCGAGAUCCCCUGAAUGAGACUGUCGUUGUUUUGUUCCAAAAGUCUUCAAACAAGAUGAUGGCUGCUCUGUUUGAGAGCUACGUUUGUGCUGAGACAGUUAAUGAUCCGAAGCAAGAAAUCAAGCGCAGGAGGAGGAAGGCUGCUUCAUUCCAGACAGUUUCACAGCUGCACAAGGAGAAUCUAAACAAACUGAUGGCCAACCUCAGAAGCACAAGUCCUCAUUUCGUCCGCUGCAUCAUUCCCAAUGAAAACAAAUCGCCAGGAGUCAUUGACCCCUUCCUGGUCCUUCAUCAGCUGAGGUGCAAUGGAGUCCUGGAGGGAAUCCGAAUUUGCAGGAAAGGCUUCCCAAACAGAAUCUUGUAUGCCGAGUUUAAACAGCGGUACCGAAUCCUAAAUCCCUCAGCAAUCCCUGAGGAUUCAUAUGUGGACAGUAGGAAGGCAGUGGAGAAGUUGCUGGGCUCCCUCGACAUCGACCACAGCCAGUACAAGUUUGGACACACUAAGGUGUUUUUCAAGGCCGGCCUGUUAGGUCAGUUAGAAGACAUGCGAGACUACCGGCUGUCCCAGAUCCUGACCAUUGUCCAGGCAAUGUGCAGAGGGAAGCUGAUGAGGGAAGAGCGAGAAAGGAUGAUGGCACAAUGGUACGCCGUCUCAGUGAUCCAGUUCAAUCUAAGAGCAUUCUACACAGUCCGAACCUGGCCCUGGAUGAUGCUGUUUUAUAAGCUCCGCCCAAUGCUACGAAGCGCUCAGGUGGAAAAGGAGCUUGCUGUCCUGAAUGCAAACUUGACAAAAUUAAAAGAAGCAUAUGGCAGAUCUGAGUUGAAACGGAAUGAAGUCGAGCAACGACAGGUGGUUCUGGUUCAGGAGAAGAACGACUUGCAACUGCUACUCCAGGCUGAGCAAGACAACCUUGCCGAUGCUGAGGAGCGCUGCAGCCAGCUAAUCCAGUGCAAAAUCUCCAUGGAGUCCAAGCUCAAGGAGGUGCAUGAGCGGCUGGAGGACGAAGAGGAGGUCAGCUCUAAGCUGAUGGUCAAGAAGCGCCAGCUGGACGAAGAGGUGAUUUCACUGAAGAGAGACGUGGACGACCUGGAGAUGACCUUGGCUAAAGUGGAGAAGGAAAGACAUGGGGUGGAGAAUAAGGUGAAGAAUCUGUCCCAGGAAAUGUGUGUUCUGGAUGAAUCCAUUUCCUCUCUGACAAGAGAAAAAGGCGCCUUGCAGGAUGCUCACCAGCAGGCGCUACAUGACCUUCAGACUCAGGAGGACAAAGUCGCUAUGUUGGCCAAGGCCAAAACUCGACUGGAGCAGCAGGUGGACAAUGUGGAGAGUUCUUUGGAGCAGGAGAAGAAAGUGCGUAUUGACCUGGAACGAGCCAAAAGAAAGCUGGAGGGCGAUCUCAAGCUGUCCAACGACUCAGUGAGGGACCUGGAGGGUCAGAAGGAAGAGAUGGAGGAGAGACUGUCUAAAAAAGAUGUAGAGGUGGGCCAGCUGCAGGCGAAACUGGAGGAUGAGCAAGCUUUGGUGGCUCAGCUCCAGAAGAAGAUCAAAGAACUCCAGACUCGUAUCGAAGAGUUGGAGGAGGCGUUUGAGGCUGAGCGGGCCUGGCGCACAAAGGCGGAGCGCCAAAGGAACGACAUCGCUCGAGAGCUGGAGGAGCUGGGCGAGAAGCUGGAGGAGGCUGGAGGAGCCUCUGCGGCUCAGAUUGCGCUCAAUAGGAAGCGGGAGGCUGAGUUUCUGAAGAUGCGUCGCGAGCUGGAGGAGACCAGUCUUCAUCAUGAGACGACAGCUGCUACACUGAGGAAGAAGCACGCGGACAUGGUGGCAGAGCUCUCGGAGCAGAUUGAUGCCCUGCAGCGACAAAAGCAGAAGCUGGAGAAGGAGAAGGCAGAGUACAGGGUGGAAGCCGAAGAUCUGUCCAGCAAUGUGGAGCAGCUUUCCAGGGCCAAGACUGCUGUGGAGAAGAUGUGCAGGGUUUAUGAGGACCAGCUGAACGAGAGCCGGAACAGGAUGGAUGAACUCCAAAGACAACUCACUGAAGUGUCUGCCCAGAAGGCACGAGCUCUGACGGAGACAGCUGAGUACAGUCGUCGUUUGGAAGAGCGAGAGGUUCUGAGUAACCAACUUCAGCGCUCUAAGGCUGGACUUUGUCAGAACGUGGAGGAUCUGAAGAGACAAAUGGAAGAACAGAGCAAAGCUCGUGUGGCGCUCGCUCAUGCUGUUCAGGCUUCCCGUCAUGAGUGCAGUCUGCUCAGAGAGCAGCUGGAGGAGGAGCAGGAGGCCAAGGCCGAGCUUCAGAGGGCUCUGUCUCUCGCCAACAGCCAGACUGCUCAGUGGAGGGCCAAGUACGAGACCGACGCCGUGCUUCGGAUUGAGGAACUUGAAGACGUGAAGAAGAAGUUAGUGGUUAAACUCCAGACGGCUGAGGAGGCAGCAGAAGUCUCUCAGGUGAAGAUAGGUUCUCUGGAGAAAACUAAACAGCGCAUGCAGACAGAGAUAGAAGACCUGGUGGUGGAAGUGGAGCGUUCGAAUGCAGCUAUCCUGGCUCUCGAGAAGAAGACACGCAACUUUGACAAGCUGAUGAUGGAGUGGAAGGAAAAGUACGAGGGCAGCCAGUCGGACCUCGAAGCUUCUCAGAAAGAGUCUCGCAAUCUGAGCACUGAACUCUUCAAGCUGAAGAAUAGCUAUGAAGAAGCCCUGGACCAUCUGGAGACUGUCAAACGAGAGAACAAGAACCUCCAAGAGGAGAUUGUUGACUUGACUGAGCAGAUAAGUCAUGAGGGAAAGACCAUCCAUGAGCUGGAGAGAGAAAAGAAACUUCUGGAUGUGGAGAAGAGUGAUAUUAAAGCAGCCCUGGAGGAGGCUGAGGGCACCCUGGAGCAUGAGGAGAGCAAAACCAUGAGGUUUCAGAUGGAGCUGCAGCAGAUGAGGGCAGAAAUGGAGCGCAAGAUUGCUGAGAAAGACGAAGAGCUGGACAAUUUAAGGCGGAGCCACCAGCGCACCCUGGAGACCAUGCAGGCCAGCCUGGAGGCAGAAAUCAGGAGUCGCAGUGAGGCCGUCCGCCUGAGGAAGAAGAUGGAGUCGGACUUGAAUGAGAUGGAGGUUCAGCUGGGCCAAGCCAACCGAGAGGCAUCUGAGAGCCAGAGGAUUUCCAGGCACCUGCAGACACAGGUGAAAGAGCAGCAGGUGGAGCUGGAAGAUAAAAUCCAGUUGGCCAACCAGCUGAAAGAGCAAGUGGCCCUGGUCGAGCGACGCUGCACCCUGAUGGCGGCCGAGGAGCAAGAGCUCCGCGGCGUUCUGGAACAGACCGACCGCUCCCGCAAGAUGGCUGAGCACGAGCUGGUGGAGGUGGCAGAGAGAGCGAACCUCCUCAACGUUCAGAACACUGGGCUGCUGAACCAGAAGAGGAAGCUGGAGACCGACCUGUCGGUGCUGAGCAGUGAAGUGGACGAAGUGAUGCUGGAGAGUCGCAGCGUGGAGGAGAAAGCCAAGAAGGCCUUCAGUGACGCGGCAGGCAUGGCCGAGGAGCUGAAGAAGGAGCAGGACAGCUGCAGCAUGCUGGAGAGGAUGAAGAAGAACAUGGAGUCCACAGUGAAAGAACUGCAGGUGAAGCUGGAUGAGGCAGAGCAAAUGGCUCUGAAGGGAGGGAAGAAACAACUUCACAAACUGGAGACCAGAGUGAGGGAUCUGCAGACAGAGCUGCUGGUGGAGCAGAAGAAGAGCGAAGAGUAUAACAAAGGCGUCCGUCGCUACGAGAGGAAGGUCAAGGAGCUGACGUACCAGUCAGAGGAGGACAGGAAGACUCUGCUGAGGAUGCAGGAGCUCAUCAGCAAACUCCAGUCCAAAGUCAAAGGCUACAAGAGACAAGCCGAAAACGCUGAGGAGCAGGUGAGCUGCAGCACUGUGCGCUUCAGGAAGCUUCAGCACGAGCUGGAUGAUGCGGAGGAACGCGCGGACAUCGCAGAGACGACCGUGAACAAGCUGCGGAUCCGGACACGCGAACAGUCGACCAAGGUGAUUGAGUGAAGAGCCUCCAGUUAAGUGUGGAGUGAGUUGCUGUGAGUUUGUGUCAAGGUUUGUCAACUGCGCUGCGGUGACACUGAAGGCCUGAAGGAUCUUAGACAGAACAGUGAUGUUCAGUGUGCUGUGUUACCGUGGAAACAUGACCGCCAUCACCACUUUAAAUCUUAAAGAGGUAACAUGUUGUUGUCAGUGUGUGUUUGUGAGGCCCCACAGAGUCUUUCCACUGCCCGAGGUUAGCCUCGCUGAGACAAAUAAAAAUGGUGGCUGCUGGUUUCUCCUUUCUUUUUUCAGACGUCAGUUUUCUGGUGCUGAAAAGAUCUGCUCCCAGAGACCAAGUGGGUCAAUGAGGACCUCACACAGACGAACAAUUCUCCCUCUAACUGGAGGAGAUGAUGAGAGUCAAGUGAAGUGAAGACCAAGACAAAGGUAGUUCACCAGGGAUUUGAACCUGUGUCAGAAGAGGUUGCCCCACAGUUUAAAAAGGAAGAACCCGUGCUCUACCCACUUGACCAUGCAGGCCAGAGGUCAUCGGUCAGAUCGGCGUGUAUCUAGUGCUCAUCUGCGAGUGGUGACGUCAGCUGACGUCUACCAAUCCAAAAGUUAUGAAAAAGUUGGACGGUUCAUGAUUCUGCUACACAUCUUGUCGAGCAAGAGUCAAGCCGAAGUGAAGACCAAGUGGGACUUGAACCCAUGUGUCGCAGGAGAAGUGGGCUCAGUAAAAGAAGGUGCUCUAACCACUGGACCACAUCAGUUUCAGGGAUGUGCAUUGACCUCGGUGAACUCAGCUUUCUCUCUUCAGAUGUUGACGCAGAGAGCCACCACAUGUUGGAGGACACUCUCCUCCCUCACACAUGUGUGUCACUUCCACACAUGACCUUUUUAGGAUUUUGAUGUUUCAAUGCACUUGCUACCUAGUGAUGUCAGACAUGCAGAAUUUAUGAUUAUUUAGCAGAUGAGGGAAGAAACUACAUCUUAUAAUGGAGACCAGAGACGGUCUACAGUAAGUGUCCAAUUGACAUUUGAGAACACCGUUCAGUAUUUUUAAAAAAAAGUUCAAAUCAUGACCACUAGAGGGAGACAAACCAAAUAGUGACCGUCGCUGGGUAGCUCGUUUUGCAGUUUCUGCACGUUGCCAUGGGAACUGACGCCAAGUUGGAGUCACUUGAAGUAGAGACACAACACUGAUAUCGUUUUGGCAUCAACACUUUAUUCACAAACUAUCACUGUUUCCACAGGUCAGUGGCGACUGUACACGUUAGAUCAGUAUCACAUGGCAGGAUUACGUCAUCACAACAAGACCAUGGCUACGGUCGGUUCAGUCCUCCAUCAAAGUGCUCAGCAGUUUGUCCUUCAGUGUGUGUGUGUGUGUGUGUGUGUGUGUGUGUUCAGGUCAGAUCAGUUUGCAUGUGCAUCGCGAGAAAACACAUUUACAAAUACAUUCAAACACAGUCAGGAAGGAGAUAGUUGUUGGACACAGAAGCACCGCAGAGAGGAAACAUUCAGGGUUCAGCUCCACUUCAUGUCCUCAGGGGUCAAACACUCGAGGACAAAACAAACACCCCCUCCUCACCUCUCUGACACUUUUGAGAGCGUUUUUAUAACACAAUGAAGCAAAUGAAAGACUUUUUCAUUUUGUAUCGAUAAUAAUACUUUAUAUUCUCAAGAGUAUUUUCACUCAGUCACACUUAUUGCUAGUCAUUAGUUGUUCUUACUUUCGCUGAUACUCACUGGCAUCAUUACCAUCAGUGAUUUACUCCAAUAUUCUGACACAUUUUCUUUGAAAUUUCUCAUUUUUAAAGUUUUAUUUUACCUUUAAAAUGCAGACUCACUGCUCAUAUACAAUAUUUUGGCUCUACAUAAAAUAUUCCGUCUUUAAAUCCUUUUAAAAAUGUCUUAAUCUGAACUGGAACGUAAAAAAAAAUCUAACUAAAACCUUUGCUUUCUUAUAGGUUAUAUUUAUUUAAAUGAAUUAAAUUUCAACUGUCACUUUACUGCAGUUUUCUCACGUUUGUAUUAAUUUUUUUAAUAAAUAUUUU